Messenger RNA from Lodderomyces orthopsilosis Co 90-125, 2889 nucleotides. It is a transcript of the gene SEF1, whose product is annotated as Sef1p. The transcript has a single exon. Gene Ontology annotation, biological process: regulation of DNA-templated transcription; DNA-templated transcription. NCBI's taxonomy places the organism in Eukaryota, Fungi, Ascomycota, Pichiomycetes, Serinales, Debaryomycetaceae. The record is from RefSeq and is a predicted model, not a curated record. The coding region runs from base 1 to 2889 and encodes 962 amino acids. Gene Ontology annotation, cellular component: nucleus. Gene Ontology annotation, molecular function: DNA-binding transcription factor activity, RNA polymerase II-specific; zinc ion binding; transcription cis-regulatory region binding.
AUGAAAUACACGGAAAAGGCAAAAGUAAAAAUAUUGCCAAAACCGGCACCAAUUGCUCAUUCACCCCAAACACCAUCUCCGUUGGUGUCGGUAUCGCCCAGGUACGCGACUACUCCAAUCUUACCAGCACCUAAACGUUCAAAAUCUGCUGCUGCUGUCACUUCAUCAAAUGCUACUACUGCCAAUGCAGGUCCAGAGUUAAAGAGACAAAGAAAAGCCAGUAAUAGCGUGUCUCCUCGCGAACGUAAUAAUAACAAAUCAGAGGAUUCACCUAGAGACUCCUCACAUAAACAAUCUAAGCAAACAGGACAUAGACCAGUUACUUCAUGCACAUUUUGCCGUCAACACAAGAUUAAAUGUAACGCACUGGAUAACUACCCACAACCAUGUCAGAGAUGUGAACGAAUGGGAUUGAAAUGUGAGAUAGAUCCUGAAUUUAGGCCUAAAAAAGGAUCUCAAAUACAAUCAUUGAAACUGGAUGUUGAUGAAUUGAAGGCAAAAAUUGAUCUCUUAACUAAGAAUGAGUCUCUUCUAACUCAAGCGUUGAGUCAACAUAAUAUGGGGUUCAUCAAUCAAACAUCUUCACCUCAUGUUCAACCACAACAUCUGCCACAACAACAGACUCAAUUGCAAUCGCAAUCGCAUACUCCUUCACAUCCACAGCCACAAAGAAGUAACCUGUACCCAAAUCCUGUUAUUAGCCCUAUGGUUUUACCAUCUUCAUCAACUUAUGCACAUAGUCCCAAUAUGUCACCUAUUUCAUCGGUUACCAAAAUACAUCAAAGCCCUUCAUUAAUGCAUGAUAACUCAGAUAACUCACCUUCUACAAUGAGUAAUUUUGAAUUGAAGGAAGAAAACUAUCAACCAAUUUCGGAAUUUGUCUUGGGUGAUGUUACUUUGCCUUUGGCCAAAGCCAAUGAAUUACAUCAUCGAUUCAUGACAAAGAACCUAAAAUAUUUCCCAAUUAUUAAUUCACGUUCAGCUACUGAAUUGUAUCAUAAAUCAAAUUUAUUAUUUUGGGUUGUUAUAUUAACUGCAAGUUUAGGUGAACCUGAACCUACUUUAUACAUGUCCUUAGCAUCUUUAAUUAAACAAUUGGCAAUCGAGACAUGUUGGAUCAAAACCCCAAGAUCAACUCACGUCAUUCAAGCAUUGAUUAUUUUAUCUAUAUGGCCGUUACCUAAUGAAAAAGUACUUGAUGAUUGUUCUUAUCGAUUUGUUGGAUUGGCCAAGAACUUGUCAUUACAAUUGGGAUUACAUCGAGGUGGAGAGUUUAUUCAAGAAUUCAGUCGUAAUCAAGUUAGUUUAGGUCCUGAUGCCGAGAAAUGGAGAACUAGGUCAUGGUUGGCAUUAUUUUUUUGUGAACAAUUUUGGUCUUCUUUAUUGGGACUACCACCGAGUAUAAACACUACUGAUUAUUUAUUGGAGAAUGCUAGAGUUGACCAAUCGUUGCCAAAGGAAUUUCGUUGUUUGAUCUCGUUAUCGAUAUUCCAAUGUAAGUUGGUUAAUGUUAUGGGAAUUAGUGUUACUAGACCUGAUGGGUUGUUGGAACCACUGAAUCGUGCUGGGUCAUUGAAUUUAUUGGAUAGGGAGUUGGAGAGGUUGCGAUUCAAGUUACAAAUUGAAGAAGGAUCUCCAAUUGAAGUGUACUAUCUUUACAUAAAAUUGAUGAUUUGUUGUUUUGCAUUCUUGCCGGGUACUCCAAUUGAGGAUCAAGUGAAAUAUGUCAGUUCGGCCUAUUUAUCUGCCACUAGAAUAAUCACCAUUGUAUCCAAAAUGAAUCAAGAAACAAGUUUAAUUGAAUUGCCAAUAUAUAUUCGACAAGCAGUUUCAUAUUCGGUUUUACUUCUUUUCAAAUUACAUUUAUCAAAGUAUUUAUUUGAUAAGUAUGUUGAUUCAGCAAGACAAUCUAUUGUUACUGUUCAUCGAAUGUUCAGAAACACGUUGAGCUCCUGGCAGAAUUUACAAAAUGAUAUGUCAAGAACAGCAAAAGUUUUAGAGAAUUUAAACAUCGUAUUAUACACAUACCCAGAUCUCUUCCUCCAAGGAGACAAGGAUGAAGGAUCAAGUAUUAUAUCACGAAUGAGAUCACAUUUGACAGCUUCGUUGUUUUAUGAUUUAGUUUGGUGUGUUCACGAAGGAAAACGAAGAACUGCAUUGGAUAAAGGUAAACCACCAAGUAGGAAAGUUGAACCUCAUGAUAAGAAAUUACUUCCCUUGCCAUUUUAUAAUCAAAUUACGAAGGACGAUUUCACAACAAUCACUACAACGACUCCUAAUGGUACUACAAUCACAACUUUAGUGCCCACUGAUCAAGCCAUGAAUCAAGCCAAACUGAAUGCCGGAGAUAACAAACCAUUGGAAAUUAAUGGUAUUCCAUUAUCAAUGUUGGAAGCAACUGGAUCAACCAGAGAUAUAAUGAAUGUACAAGAACCAGAAUCACAAAUUAUAAAGAACGAAUCGCCAAUGCCACAACAACAACAGCAUCAACAACAACUGUACCCUCAGCGUUUGCAAUUGCAACAAGCUACACCCAUAUUAGAAUCUAGUGCACCUACUCAACAACAACCGCCACAGCUUCAAUCACAGCAAUUACCUCAACAACCACCAUUCCAAUUCGGUCAAUCACCACCACCACAAAGCUACUUGCCCACAAUCGAGGAAGUAAACGUUAAUGAACAAUAUUCGGUAUUUAACAAUGAGCAACAACAACAUCAACAGAAUCCACCAACACAACCUGGCGAAGGAGGAGCUAAUGUAGCUGGUGCAACCGGUUCAUUUGUGUCCCAAAUUGAUUCUUUCUUCCAACAACAAUCAAAUGGAUGGAUGGAUAAUCAGGAUGAUGAUUUUUUGGGAUGGUUUGAUGUAAACAUGUUGCCUGAUCAGUAA